Miscanthus lutarioriparius is the source of this 723-nucleotide messenger RNA. The record is from the annotation of a GenBank genome assembly. Lineage: Eukaryota; Viridiplantae; Streptophyta; Magnoliopsida; Poales; Poaceae.
AUGGAUGCCCACAAGGAUAUCAAACCAAUAGACAAUGAGCCCUUUGUUUCUCCCCUGCAUGAAGCGUUGAGAGGCACAACAGCAAUGCCCGUCCUAGGUUCAACAUUACACAACCAAACUAUUGUCCACACCCCACAAGAACCUACCAAUAUGUCGAUGAAUGACAAUUUCAUCUACCCAUACCAACCGACGCCACCGGCAUCACUGCCAUCACUCUAUAAUCAUACAACUGCUACCAAUGGAGAACCAAUCUUCUCCGGUGCAUUUCAUUCUAGGCUCUCAGCGAGCUCGUCAAGCAUCCAUCAGAAUACAUUCAUGUCAGAGCGAGACUUUGUAACAAUGCAAGUAAGUGAUUACCUCAGCUUAUCUGAUCCUAUGAGGAUUAAGUCUAUGGAUCCACCACCAGUCACAUGCUUGGUCCAAGGUAAUCCUCUUGCGGUUCUCCAUGCACACUUUAAUACCAUCAAAGAGGUAGACCUUGGCCCAGUUUUUGAGCAACCUACUCAUGUGCAAAGUGAACCGUUGCUGUCGACGAGGGAAGUUGUUGGCUCUUAUGAGAAUAUUAUACAGAGAAUGUCACACUAUACAAUGGAAAAUGAAAGAGGCCGACUUGAAUAUGUGUGCAAGAUCUGCUCUGCAAAAUUCUCCUCAGCACAAGCAUUUGGUGGACACAUGAGCCACCACAGCAAGGUUAAGAAAAAGGAAGCUAAAUCUAUUGCUUAA